UCAAUUUCAUCAAAGAGAAGUGCUAACCAGCUCAUUAUAAACCCCCUUUUUGGCUCUCAAAGUUUUGUUGUUGCCUUUUAAGAUUCACUUUUCUUUUGCUAGUUCAUUCAAACUUCUUUGGAUUUUGAAACACAUGUUACUUCAUCUUUCUCUCUCUUUUUGAUUGAUCUCAUGACAGUGAAGUGCUUCUGCAUGGUGAUGAGGAUCAAUAUUGAUUGCAAUGGUUGUUUCAGAAAAGUGAAGAAAGCCCUUCUUGAUAUGCCAGAGUUGGAAAGCCAUUUUCUAGAGAAGCAGCAAACCACGGUAAUUGUAUGUGGCAGGUUCAUACCACAGGAUGUUGCAAUCAAGAUAAAGAAGAAGACUAAUCGUAGAGUUGAGAUAUUGGAAAUCCAAGACUUGAGUGAGAACAAUGCUGAAAUCGAAGACCAGAAACCAAUGACCAAUAAUUGGAGUCUUCUAGCUACCCACAAUGAGAGGAACAGAGAGAACUGCCUCAUAUUUAAUCCACAACCACAAGUGCAGUAGGUGAAUUGUACAUUUUAAUUUUUUUUUUAACAAUGAUUCUAAAUUCUCAUAACCA
Messenger RNA from Gastrolobium bilobum, 580 nucleotides. RefSeq names its product heavy metal-associated isoprenylated plant protein 25-like. Gene Ontology annotation, molecular function: metal ion binding. The coding region runs from base 172 to 525 and encodes 117 amino acids. The record is from RefSeq and is a predicted model, not a curated record. NCBI's taxonomy places the organism in Eukaryota, Viridiplantae, Streptophyta, Magnoliopsida, Fabales, Fabaceae. The transcript has 3 exons.